Morus notabilis is the source of this 4831-nucleotide messenger RNA. RefSeq names its product auxilin-like protein 1. The record is from RefSeq and is a predicted model, not a curated record. The transcript is spliced from 7 exons. Gene Ontology annotation, biological process: clathrin coat disassembly; clathrin-dependent endocytosis. Gene Ontology annotation, cellular component: cytoplasm; vesicle; intracellular membrane-bounded organelle. NCBI's taxonomy places the organism in Eukaryota, Viridiplantae, Streptophyta, Magnoliopsida, Rosales, Moraceae. Bases 259 to 4488 code for a protein of 1409 amino acids. Gene Ontology annotation, molecular function: clathrin binding.
GAAAAAUACUUGUACAGUGACUCAAGUUCACCUCUCUGACCUUCACCGGCUCCGCCGGUUCCCGGUCCCGGUCAUCGCCGAUGUUUUCUUCUACGCGCUUUUCAAAAAAUCGCCGACUCAGCCGAGGACUGUCCUCUGACAGUUAAACACCACUCUCUCUCUCUCCUCAUAUUCUUUGCAGAGAAGGGACAGAGAGACCCAAGAAGAGGGGAAGAGAGACCGCGUAGUAGUGAUUACGCGCUGAACUGUCAGUUGACCAUGGAGUACCAGGCCUCCUCUGUGACUCUCUCCAAGAAGCUCUCCAACGGCCACAGCUUCGCCGGAGGUUCCGUGUACGACGGCGUUUUCGCUGCUCCGUCGAAGUUCGGUGUUCCGAACUUCUCGUCCCGCGUCGAGGACUACCGCGAGAUUUUUGGUGGCUCCGAACCUUCUAGAGGCUCGUCGAUUCCUUUCCUCGACGUGCCGGAGCUCACCAAGGGGAAGAUUUCGGUCGACGUGAGGAGCUCACAGCUUGACUACUCGAAGAUUUUCGGUGGCUUCGGAGAUUCAACUUUCGCGGUGCAUUACGAGGAACUUUCUGGAGAGCCAAACAAGAGGAAGAAAUCUGAGGAAGCACGGACAAAUGCUGAAAGGUCAUCACCUUCAGAAGCUUCAGAAAGUUCUAAUUGGGCACCGGGGAACCCUGUAUUAUCACGGGAAGCAUCUCACCAAGAUCUUAAUGGAGUCAAGAAGUUCAAUAUGUCAUACAAUAAAGUUAACAGCGGGAAUGCAAAUGGGACAAGCAGCACAAAUGGAAUGACUCAUAUAGCUCAGCUCAAUGCUGUUCAAGGUUACGCACGCCUAAUUGACGAAGUCACUCCCUUGCGCAGAGCUGAAGGUGAUAAGCGUGUAUUCUCAAUGGUAAAGGAUGCUUGCCCAGAAAAUAAUAUUGGUGAAGGGAUGAUGGAAGGGAAUCAUUUCAUAAGAACCACUGCGGAUGUCCGAGCUGGUGAGAUUGGCAAACAGACUUCCGGAGGUGAUGUUGUAUUUCAAAAUAACUCCAAUUGGUUUAAGUCCAAUUCCAUGAGUACUUCAUUUGACAGAUAUGAAGUUGGUCAUGGAACCCGUCCUUCAAAGUUACCGCCAUCUUCAAGCCUACCAAGUAACUUUAACUUAGGUAAUACUUGUACUAAUGAAGAUUCUACCAAUGCUGAUUCACCUCCAUACUUUGAUGAGGAAGUAGACACCAAUUCAGUUGCUGCCACCUCUGCGGCUGCAUUGAGAAAGGCAAUAGAGGAGGCUCAAGCAAGGAUAAAAAUGGCAAAGGAGCUAAUGGAAAGAAAGAAGGCGAGUCUUAAAAAUGGAGGUAAACAAAGCCUCAGUGAUGGAGUUAAAUUUGACGAGCGAAAGGAAUGUAAAAUUGCAUAUACGGUAAACAGAUCCAAAAAGAAGACUCCAGAACUAUGUAAAAUAGAUGAUCCAUUGCAAGUGUUUUCUGAUACAAGACAGCAAAAUACUGCUGGACCAUGCCAAGGGGCUACAAAUUUUGAAAUUCGGGAAAAAGUUCCAAGUUCCAAAGAAUUUGAUGGUAAGACACCUUGGAAGAAGAUAUCAAGUCAAGUUGAUCAUGGGUGGGAGGAAGCUGAAGUAUCCGAGGUAGAACAGUUUUUUGAAGUUGAGAACACAGAUGAAAUCUGGCCUCCAGCAACAGAAGUGGAUAUUCCAUUGCAUGUUUCCGAUGUAACAAGAAAGCAAAAUGUGAUGGGUACAGGCCAUGUAACUGAAGACUGUGAAGUUCAGGAGUUUGUUGCAGGCACCAAAAGAGCUGACAGGGAAACACCUUGGAAGGAGCUUAGAUCAGAUCAACUAGAUCAUGGGGAGGAAAAGGCUGAUUUAAUGGAAGCAGGAGAACAAUUUUUCGAAGUUGAUAACACAGAUAGGAACUGGGAAACAAUACUGGAGUUCGAAGAGGUCAAAGUAAUGCCAUCUGCCUAUGAGAAUGAAUGGAAGGAGAAAAAAAUAGGCGAUGAAGUGCUUGAGAAAGCACAAAGUUGUGGUAUUUCACCCAAACCAGCUGAAGAGGAGGAUAACUUGGGGCAAAUAGAAAAUGGAGUUGAUAUACCAAAUGGAAUUAGGGGAGAAUCCGACCGUGGAAAUGACGGUGUUAAAUCAAUGGUAAAUGAAGAGGUUCCUGAACAUGAGAAGAAUGCGAGGAAGCAUCAAGUUGCUGUAAAUGAGGAAGAAAGUGAAGAAAUAGGUCAAGCAUCCUACGAUAAUGAUAAAUAUGAGGAGAAUUUAACAGAGUUUCAGGAAGAUGUAAAAGAUGAUAAAAUACUAGAAACUAAGGGGCUGGAGGACAUCAAGCAUGAAGAGGGACAAUCAAGAACUUGCGCAUGUGUUGAAAUUAAGAAAAGAGGAGAGGAGGUCUGCAAGGAGGAAAAACAUGAGGAAGGACAAAGUGAUGCCCCCGAGGUGGAGGACAAUGAGAACAGGUUUGUCAUUAACAGAUCUAGUGAGGAAAUGAUCAAGGAGACGCUUAAUGAACUUCAUCUUGGGAAAAAAAUUGCCAAGAUACUUUUGCGUGAUGGUGAAUUGGAAGCAAAUGGGAAGUUUGUAGAGGUAGGCGGAAAUCAGAAGAUGCUUAUUGGGGAUGCUUCUCAGGAGGAAGAAAGUGAGAACAGACAAGAAGAGACUUGUCAAGGGGUAGAGACUGGAACGACAGGGACACAAAUUGAUCUCAGUGCAGGAGAUGAGGAGAAGAUGAAAGGAGCUCUAGGGGAACCUGGGAACAAGGGUAACAAUCUUGGGGCAGCUGACAACAUAUGCAAGCAGGAUGAAAGUGAGAACCUGAGUAGACAUCAGAAACCCAUUCUACAUGCAGAAAAUGAUGAGAGUAUGGAAGUGUCUGAACAGUUACCAGCAUGUAAGGAGGAUGAGAGCAUAAGUGAAGCUCACUUGGAAACCAAUGAAAGUAGGAAUGGGCUAGAAUCAGUGAAAGAAACGUAUGAUAUGGAGGAGAGAGAUGUACUGGAAACAGAUGGCUUCCCUCAAGGUCUUGAGCUCACCAAGAUAUUGAGGCCAGUGGAGGAUACAACAGAGGACUUUUUGGACAAACUUGAUGCAAACAAUAUAGGCAGAAUUUACAUGAAUUUUUUCCAAAAUCCAAAUGAUCCGAGACAGUUGGAAAUAGUUCAUGAUUCAAGAGAGCGUAUUGAAGAAUUGGCAUGUGAAAUGGAAAAAUUCAAGGAUAAUAUUAACGAAUCUGAAGUUUCUCUUAAUCAGGAAGGUGAUAAGAAUAACACUAAGUGCUUUGACGAACAAGGAUGGGUUGAAGAUGGUAUUAAUACGAAAGGAGCUCAGUCAUCGGAUAGUUGUGAGGGGAGAGAGGAAAAUGUGGAACUGGAUCAGGAGACGAAGAUCAACCCCUGUACAGAAAAAGAUCAUGAACAUCAUGAAGAAACUCCAGUAAGCGAAAGUGCAGAGGAGAACGAGGAGAAUUGUCAAGGAAGCCUGCCAAGGCAAAAUGCAGAGACAGAGGGGAAUGAUCAAGCAACUGUGAAUGUGGAAGAGAGUCCUACUAGUAGUAGCUUGCAAAAGGAAGUGGAGCUGGAGAAAGAGGGCCUGAGAAAAAUAGAUGAAGCAAAAGAAAGGGAAAGGGAAAGGGAAAGAGAGGAGAGAAUAGCUGUUGAAAGAGCAAUCCGUGAAGCUCGUGAAAGAGCAUUUGCAGAGGCCUGUGAAAGGGCUGCUGCAGGGAGAGCAGCUGCUGGAGCUCGUCAAAGGGUAACGGCUGAGGCCCGGGAACGGGUUGGAAAGAAUGCUGCGGAGCAUAAUGAGAAGUCUGUAGCUGAGAAGGCUUCUAUGGAAGCCAAACUUAAAGCAGAACGUGCUGCUGUGGAGAGAGCGACAGCUGAGGCUCGUGGGCGUGCCCUUGAGAAAGCUAUGUCUGGAAAGGCUGCCUCUGAGGCAAGAAAGCAGAAUUCCCAAUUCAAAGGUCCAUGUUCGUCAAGCAGUUCAAGAUACCCAAAUUCUUCAAAUCAUGCUGUUUCUAGCUCGACCGAGAGAUCUGAUGGAGCUCAUGGGGAAUCAGCUCAGAGGUGUAAAGCAAGGUCAGAGAGACAUCAGAGGAUAACAGAACGGGCGGAAAAAGCUCUUGCAGAAAAGAAUAGGCGUGAUCUACUUGCACAGAAAGAGCAAGCAGAGAGAAAUAGAUUAGCAGAAACUCUUGAUAUCGAGGUCAAAAGGUGGUCAGGUGGCAAGGAGGGAAAUUUACGUGCAUUGCUUUCAACACUACAAUAUAUCCUUGGACCUGAGAGUGGUUGGCAGCCAAUCCCUUUGACGGACAUCAUUACAACUGCUGCUGUGAAGAAAGCUUAUCGUAAAGCUACACUUUUCGUUCAUCCUGACAAGCUGCAGCAACGGGGUGCAAACAUUCAGCAGAAGUACACUUGUGAAAAGGUUUUUGAUCUUCUAAAGGAGGCUUGGAACAAAUUCAACAUAGAAGAGCGGUAGAGAAUUGGUAGUUUCUACAGCUAUUGGGCAGAACUGUACCAGACUUGGUUUCUAAAAGAAUUUGUUUCAGCACAAAUUAACAAACUUAUUGGCAUUCUUUCACCCAUUAGAGCAACUUUCAGAAUCCCAGUUGUAAUUCUCAGGAACACUGGCAUCAACAGAAGCUCAUUUUUAAGCCCCUCAGAAAAGGGCCUUAUUUAAUUGUCAUUGUUCGGGUAUUUGACCGUGUGAAAUCAAAGAAACAAGUUGUUUGGGUGUACAUACGAACUAAAUUUCUUCCCCAUUCCUCUGCGGUUAUUUAUUUAAUUAUUUUCCCCUCUUCUCAAGUCCCUGGAAAUCUAAA